Molecule: messenger RNA, 2178 nt
Organism: Nasonia vitripennis (jewel wasp)
Lineage: Eukaryota; Metazoa; Arthropoda; Insecta; Hymenoptera; Pteromalidae
Exons: 2
Coding region: 272-973 (233 amino acids)
Source: RefSeq, a predicted model, not a curated record
AAUCUCAGUUCUCUCGAGCUCGCGGCUAAGCGCUUACACACUCGGCGAGCUGUACUGCACUACUGUGAUACCGAUUUUUUUCGGAGACAUCACAAGCCUGCCGCUCGGAACUGAAAAGCCGUAGACGAAGUCUGAGAAACUAGUUCUUGGAAUUAUCUGAAGACACUGGGUUGGUGAUCCUUUGGAACAAGUCUGAAGGUACCAAUCGAGAACUUGACCUAGGAGAAGGAAUCGAGUGCAAGUGAACGAAGAGUUCAGGCUCGCCAACAUCAUGCAUCACCGAACGUGUUUUGUUGUUUCUGUUAUUGUCGUGGUUGUGUUGUCGUGCACAUCGGCUGCCCCCACGCUGACCGCCUUCACCAAACCUGAAAAGUCUCGGGUACCUUUCUGGCAUAUGCCAUGCGGAGGUGACAACGAGGUGGAGAUCCUGGACCCCAAGAAUCUGGACGAGGAGAUCACGGCGAAUCUAAAGAAACUGAGGAUUCAGCAUGGUCUCAUGAUGAACGAUUAUCUCAGCAGAGAUUACGAAUUUCUCUACGAGAGAGUCAGGAUCGGAGUUCACGAGCACCAGUACAUCCCGAACUGGUUGCCCGGCAAGAAGGACGUGCACACCGUCAGAAGGCUCAAGCACGCGUCUCCUCAACUGAUCGCCAACCACCUGCCAAAGCUCCACUCGGACUUGCAGAAGUUCGCUGUCGCCAUCGAGGAGAUGGUCGAGGACGAGACGUUCACCCCGAAGAUUCAGGAAGCUCUCAGCGCAACCCAGUCCUACCUGAAAAUGAUGCUAUGCGAGGUUGAGAGCAGUAUCCUCUCGCUGCCAGUGCUGCAUCUGCCCUCUCGACUCGAGCGCGAUAUCAUGAUCGAGAUCGAGCGCGAGCCGGUCGAUGACACGAGGAGGCUCGUCAGGGACUGGGGCGUACUCCUGAAGUACAAGGACUACCUGCACGCGUGGAGACACGUGUUCGACUAUUAAGGACAUCAGUGAAGUAGGAGAGCAUACGAGGUGAAGUGAUUGCUGGGGGGUUUUCGUCGUAGGCGGAGAGGAAAGUUUUAAAGAAGUAGGCUAGCUUAGAUACCGCGAAUUUUAUCGGAUUCGCGGGGAGUCACUUUUACCUCCUGCAAUCACUUUGCGAUGUUAGAACCAAAUGGAAGUUUGUACAUACGAUAGUAUUUUUAUAGACGAUUUUCAUGGGAAUUUCGAGGAUGAAGUUAGGCUGCAUAUCCGAAUACUAUUUUCUGCAUUAACACAACAGCUACAAUCACAGCGAUGCUCCAUUCAACCAUCUGAUCAACAGUCGAUGACAGCUUCGAAGCACUAAUCUAAUUUCAAAAGGUCUCUCUAUUAUAUUCAGCCAAACGCCAUAAUCCCAUUCUUAGCCAAAGUGAAGUGAAAUCGCGCAUUAAUUAGGAACGUCGUCGCGAGCGCGAUAAUGCAACUUUGAGAAGUCGUAGGAUUACGCGACUUAGAUAGGUGCAAAUUGUUUUUACACACAAAGAGCGCUGACGUACCGAGUGUGUGCAUUGCGGAUUAUAAUUUUAACUGCAUCGCGGGGAAAACCCUUUACUAUCGUCGUUGCAGCUUUAGAAAAAAUGUUUGUCUUGCCGCGCGGUAAUAAAAACGUGUAUGAUUUAUUUAUUUAUUGCCCGACACGCAUGUCGGGCGUACUUUUGUGAUGAACGAAUGUCCUCUGUGGUCUUUUUUAUUAUUAUUGUUUAUGACGAGUAAAUUAUUUAUUUAUGACGAUGGAAGAAACUUAGGCACGUAGUAUUUAUUGUAUAAGAUGCAUAUUUUUGUAAAGCUUGUUUAGGGUUAGUAUUUAUUAUUGUUUUGUAAGUGAAUGUCUGAAAUGAAUUUUCUCGAAUAAUGAAUAACAGUCGGCUGAUACCAGUUGACAUUUUUUUUAUUGUAUGAGUUGUAUUUUAUUUUUUUAGCAAGUUGUUUGCUUUGCCGAAAAAUUGUAAUACUGAUGUAUGACAGCUCCACUGUUAUUCGCGUAUAUUUGACAGUCAAGUCAUGUACAUAAUUGCGUUGCUUAAUUUGUGACGCGCAGUAUUAUACACGACUAUGUAUUUGUUCCUGUCUACUUAAUUAUAACGUAUUUAUUUGAAACUAGGAUUAAGCGAUUUGUUAAAUUUUAUACAACGUUUCUAAAAUAUAAGAAAAUUUUACUACAAACA